This is a messenger RNA of Amblyraja radiata (thorny skate), 5846 nucleotides long. Its product is annotated as 5'-AMP-activated protein kinase subunit gamma-1. Bases 286 to 1263 code for a protein of 325 amino acids. The transcript is spliced from 13 exons. Gene Ontology annotation, cellular component: cytoplasm; nucleus; nucleotide-activated protein kinase complex. The record is from RefSeq and is a predicted model, not a curated record. Gene Ontology annotation, molecular function: protein kinase binding; AMP binding; protein kinase regulator activity. Gene Ontology annotation, biological process: protein phosphorylation; regulation of catalytic activity. NCBI's taxonomy places the organism in Eukaryota, Metazoa, Chordata, Chondrichthyes, Rajiformes, Rajidae.
AAACGUGGGUGGCUGAAAACAGGUCAGAGAGGUGUGGAGAAUUAAAGUAAUAGGCUGCUGGAAACUCUGGUGAGCUUUGCUGACUGAGCAGUGGUGUUGAUUGAAAGUAAUAGGAGAUGAUGUUGGGGCACCAGCUUCCCAGGACCAGAGCUUUUGUUCAAAAGGCUCUGUACAGUUCUGUACAGUGGGCUGUACGGGGCAGUGUCUGAUGUUACUUGUCAACACCAUUCCCAUCUUCCAGUGGACACAGGUGAUGCUCUGAAGGCUAUUGCUGUACUGGAAGACAUGGAGAAAUUGAGUUCGAUUGGAGAUGCGAAUGACUCCAACUAUGAAGUCUACACCCGCUUUAUGAAGUCACACAGAUGCUAUGAUCUUGUUCCCACCAGCUCCAAACUUGUGGUAUUUGACACUUCUCUGCAGGUGAAGAAGGCUUUCUUUGCUCUGGUGUCAAACGGAGUCCGUGCUGCACCACUCUGGGACAGCAAAACACAGGGCUUUGUGGGCAUGCUCACAAUCACAGAUUUCAUUAAUAUUUUACACCAAUACUACAAGUCACCACUGGUUCAGAUCUACGAAUUGGAGGAACACAAAAUAGAAACAUGGAGAGAGGUUUACCUCCAAGACUCGUUCAAACCAUUGGUGAGCAUCUCUCCAAAUGCCAGCUUAUACGAUGCAGUUUCAUCGCUGAUCAAGAACAAAAUUCAUCGUCUUCCGGUCAUUGAUCCAUUAACAGGGAACACGCUCUACAUCCUCACACACAAGCGCAUUCUCAAGUUUCUCAAGCUCUUCAUUUCAGAGAUGCCCAAACCUGAUUUUAUGUCCAAAACAUUGGAAGAAUUGAAUAUUGGAACGUACCACAACAUUGCAGUGGUGAACAAAAACACUCCUAUUUAUGUGGCGUUGGGAAUCUUUGUGGAAAAACGGGUGUCUGCGUUGCCUGUGGUGGAUGAAUCUGGACGCGUGGGGGAUAUCUACUCCAAGUUUGAUGUCAUUAACCUGGCAGCAGAAAAGACCUACAACAAUCUGGACAUCACGGUGACCAAAGCAUUGCUGCAUCGCUCCCAGUACUUCGAGGGAGUGCUGAAGUGCUACAAACAUGAAACUCUUGAGACGAUUAUCAACCGACUUGUGGAAGCAGAGGUUCAUCGGUUAGUUGUGGUUGACGACAAUGAUGUAGUGAAUGGGAUUGUCUCGCUCUCUGAUAUUCUACAGGCUCUGGUGUUAACCGUGGGAGGUGAUCUAUCAUCUGAAUCUGAACAGUAAGAGAUGUGUGGACAAAGUGCACCAGUGACAUUUUCUCCACGUAGAGACCUCACCAGCCCGGAAAUCUUGUACCCACGGUUUUUCACCAGCUGACCCAUUAUAUAGAGGAAGAUGCUUGCAACUGCUCACAAUUCCCAUUCUGAUUUUACUUUGCUACACCUCCCUGCUUAAAGCCAUUCACUUUAUCCACCAAAAUGAUACUGCGGGUCAGGUCAAAGGAACCAAGUCUUUAGUUCAUUUAAUUAUCCCAUUCUGCAAAGGUAGGGAGCUUCUAGGAGUGUUUUAGCUGCCUGAUCAUUUCGUUAUCUAAAUGUUACUUUGUUUUAUACUUGGUUUUGUGUUAGAUUUAUAUGUGCUGUAUAGACUAUAAUAAUGCAUUUAUUGUAACCCCAGUUUGAUACAGUGACAUGAUUCUUUUAUUAUUCAUAGGCAUGCGAUAGUGGCUGGCCAAUGCAAACAAUUUAUCAAUGACAGAAUAUAUGAAUACUGUUUAAUAAAUCGUGUCCUCUUUGAUUAUGAUUUUGAGUAAAUCCACCACCCAAAUUAUUAGACUCCAUUUUUUCAAAAAUAUAUAUUUUUGAUGUACCAUUUCCCACAUAACUAAAUGUGGUGUUACCAGCACCAAAACACUGCAAGUAGACUUGCACUGUCUGCACUCCUGGUCGAAACUUGGUUGAUACAAAUGACGUGAAUAUAAUCUGCCCAUUUCUGGAGCCUCCGAGACCAAGUUACAAAUUUAAGAUGAAGCAGAACGUUUCCAUUGUUUGAACGUUAUCAAAUAACAUGGAACUCUCUUUGAACUUGUGUAACGAUGUCACUUGACAUUUGAUGAGUUUUGGAUGGUCUCGUCCAUAAAUGGUCCAAGUUUGGAAGGUGGAGUGAGAAUGAUUUUAACUUUUCAAAAUCUUCAAACAACAACCCAUCAUCAAUUUAAAAAAAGGAUAAAUAUAUUUAACUGAUUCUCAGUAUUUAAACAGCAAAUUGUAUAUUUUUAACAAUGGGGAAAAGGUGAUUACAAGUUCUGCGCUUGACUAUAUUUUGUAGUUCAUUUUUACAAUAUAAUUUUGAUGUUCAUGGAUUUGAGUGUCAGAAUUUUUUUAAAUUUCUAUCAUCAAGACCAAGUCCGAGGGGAGAUUGUUUAGCUGACUCAAUUCCUUGAAUGCUAAAGUCUAAGGGGAAUUAUAAGUCAUAUUGCACAGAAACAGGCCCUUCGGCGCUACUAGCCCAUGCUGAUCAAGCUGCCCCAUCUACACUAGUCCCACCUGCCUGUGUUUGGCCCAUAUCCCUCCAAACUUUACCUAUCCAAAUGAUUUUGAAAUGUCGCUAUUGUAUCUGCCUCAACUACCUCCUCUGGCAGCUUGUUCCAUACACCCACCACUCUGUGUGAAGUGUUAUUUGUCGAAAGAUAUCAAAGUUGUAACGUGUUACAUACUUUAAAUUUUGCAUUGAUCAGAGUUCAAAUCCAGAGGGCGAAUUGUAGGGACCUUACACUACACAGUUUUUAAUUCACUUGCGUGCAAUGUGUGUGGCAGUGUACCUUGCUGAUUUACUUUCCUUCUAAAUAACUGGCAGUUUGCAGAUUAAUGGUUAAUAGCUGGGAGCUGGCCAUUCUAGCACGAAAGCUCCAAUAUUCCAGUUUGAUAAAUUGUAACACAUUGUGGUGAUACAAUUUGGCAGGUUCCUCGUUUCAAAGCUGAUCACAACUACUGUUACGGAAAUUAACUGGUAAAAGAUGUGCCCAAGUUUUGAGAACCAAACUCUGGCAGAGAAAAUUAUCCGUGUGUGUCUUGAGCAAGAGGUUAAGUUUCUGCUGCACAGUCUGAUUUUCAGGCGAGGAGCUUUCAAGUGGAUUUGGAUGAAGAUAGCUUCAGGGCUCUAAGUGGAUUGUCAUUUAAUAGGGUUUUUUUAAAUUCUGCCAUUUCAGUCGUAGACUCAGCAAAUAUGACUCCAGUAAAUUGCAUGAACUUCGAAUAUAAACUUUCAUGAGAUAAUUGGCUGAACAAAAAGGUGCAGUAGUGAAUAAUGAAGAUGAAAAUUCAAAAAUUCAAAAAUAGAUGCAGGAAACCUGAAACAAAAACCGAAAGUGGUGGAGACACUCAUCAGGUCAGACAGCAUCUGUGCAAAUGAGAAAUGAGUUUAAUGUUCCACACCUGUGACCUGUAUUCAGAACUGGAAAAGAGCAAAGAACAAGAGAACAAACUUUUUUUUUUUUUUUUCUUUUUUUUUUUUGCGCGCUUUAGCCUCAAAGAGGAAAGAAACCGAAGGAAUCAUAGCCCGAAUGUUCUUGUUUCCUUGCUCCCACUCCCCUCUCUAUGUGGUGGUGCACAGCCCUUCUUUCCACAGCGCAAAGUCCAUCAGAACUUCACCUAAAUAGUCUUUUUUUGUGCAUAACAUCAUGGUGAGGUUGAUUCUCUACCCUAUCAACAUUCACCUGUUUCCCUCCACAGAUGCUGCCUGACCAGCUGAGUUCCUCCAGCACUUUGUGUUUUACUCAACAUGCAUAGCAUGAGUUCUCCCAACUGUGGGCCUUUGAUAUUGAUCAGAACUGAAAGCCCUGGGGCUUAUGCCUCCUUCCCAACUCCGAUAAUGGAUUUAACUGAGUUGGGAAUUAGGUUAGAUUCAUGAGGGUUUUUUAAAUGAUCAGGUCAUAUAUUUAUAAAGAAGUUGCUGAAAUGUUUUGGAUGAAGAAUACACUCCCUUGUUCUUAAACCUGAGCAGACUGUGCGUAACCCACACCACUUAAUCAUGAAACGUGCUCGCAACAAAUUUUCUUACAGCUGAAACCACACUGGAUGUUCGCCAGCAGCAUUUCUGUGGACAAUGCAGUGAAAAAUAAUGUUUGUCAUUUCAAUAGUUCAGUUGAAGAAUAGAAUAUUGUGUAAAUCUCGGUGCAAAACUGUACAGAAUUAAAAUGGUGGAAAAAGCCCACUGGCCGAGCAGCAUCUGUGGAGAGAGAGAGAGAGAAAAUACGGGAACGUUGUUAUGGGUUGAUGACCUUCCAUUAAGAAUUUGUAGCAUCUUAUUUGUGACAUUUAAGAUCGCAUUUCACAUCCAGAUCUUUGUGGUGCAUUACCAAAUCAUAGUAUCAUAAUAGGGGGGUUUUUUCUUGGAAUUGGAAUUUUUCCAGAAAAGCUGCAAGAGAUUGCAUUGCAAGAAGUGAACUGGACAAAUGUAUCUGGGGAAAAUCAGUGUUUCCAAAUCAGGAGCAUUUCUGUGCACCUCCAUAAACCUGUGCUCCCUUAUUAUUCACCUUUUCAAUGCAGGAUCAGUGUCUCCUGCGGCAUUAGUGUCUGCAGAGAAUGUUAUUUUGGCCUACAAGUGGGAUGAGAUUGGCACACUGGUUGGCUGCAGUAAUGCCCCUGUCCCAUUUAGUAAACCUGAACGGAAACCUCUGGAGACUUUGCGCCCCACCCAAGGUUUCCGUGCGGUUCCCGGAGGUUUUUGUCAGUCUCCCUACCUGCUUCCACUACCUGCAACCUCCGGCAACCACCUGCAACCUCCGGGAACCGCACAGAAACCUUGGGUGGGGCGCAAAGUCUCCAGAGGUUUCCGCUCAGGUUUCCUAAGUGGGACAGGGACAUAAGCACCAUGGAGGGGGCUUGACGAUGGAUCAAUAGUUAAAUGAGACGACUUGUGAGUGAAUGUGUUGACAUUGCCAAACAUCCUGGCCCCCAACAUGGAGCCAGAAAAACAACAUUGGACCCUGAAAUGUAACAGCAAAGUUUGAAGGAAAAGCAAAAUACAAUGGAGACACAAGAAACUGCAGAUGCGGGAAUGUUGAGUAAAACACAAAGUGCUGGAGGAACUCAGCAGGUCGGGCAGCAUCUUUUGAAGGAAUGAACAGGCGAUGUUUCGGGUCAGGACUCGGAUUUGACAAGUCUGAAGAAAGGACCUCGACCCAAAACGCCGCCUAUUCAUUCCCUGCAUGGUUGCUGCCUGACCCGCUGAGUUCCCCCAGCACUUUGUGUUUUGCUCCAGUAUAAUGCAAUGCUCUGUCUUCACCACGAAAAUGAAAUCUCGUAAACAUAAGAAUCGACUUCCCUCUAUCCUUGUGAAAAGCAAGGAAAAAACUGCAGCUGCUGGUAAUGCUGAGCAGGUCUGGCAGCAUCCAUAGUGAGAGAAACAGUUAACACUUUCUCCAUAGAUGCUGCCUGACCUUUUGAGUGUACCCAGCAUUUUCUCUAUGUAUUUUUGCCGUAGAAUUGUGUCAAGAGCUAACUUGCCAACAAUGUGCCAUUUAUUCAUUGCAUGGUAGACGUAUGAUUUUUAUUUUCUGUUUUAAGAACUUUUUUUUUUGUGAUUCGCUCAGUGGUUUUGUAUGAAAUUGAAUGUGUUUUUCUCAUUAAUGUAAUACUGAGUUUUGUUUAGUUUUUUUUAAUUUCCGUGAAAUCAAUGUGAACUUAAAGUGCAGCGGUUAUUUCCUCACAGAAUCAAAAUCAUAUUUAUUCCAACUGUAGUCCAAACCUUUCUUUCGUGGAAAUGUUUAUUCUCCUUUGCCGUUUAGUUGUGAAGAUUUGAAAUCUCAUUUAAAGAGAUAUUAAUUGUAAUAUCCUCAAAACCAUAAUAAAAUGCAUUGAAACGUG